AUGGCCCUGCGUGGGGUUGAUUAUACUGAGGAGGAAAUUACUCAAUUUCGGGGAGGAGGCCCAUUGCCGAUGCUUGAGAAAUUGUCGGAGUAUGUGUUUUCUAAAUCCUCGCAAAGACAACGUUUCUACAAAGCAUUGAUGUGCCAUUGGGUGUCAGUCGAACACUUAAACCUUGCUCGCCGAUUCCCAUAUACAACCCCCAAAUCAAUGCUGGACCGGUUUGAUAUGAUUGAGCGUUUAUGGCGUGACAACCCUCAAUUGGAUGUUCUCGACUCAAUUGACCUUAUCGAAGUCACCGACUUUGUUUGGGGUUUUUUGGUUCGAAAGCUAUUCUACGACCCUCAAAAGCACCUGCCCUGGGUGCCAAAUGAGAUGGAAGAUGUUUAUAGGGAACCUGAGUGGGAAUAUUUUAUUAUGAAUCUCCUUUCAUACAUCCGACCCCCGAAUGUUGUAGAGCUUCUUCUAUUACAUCAUUGGGGAUCAGAGGUAUGGCCGAGAAACCGAAGUCACUAUCUUCUCGAGCUUGGGUUCCUUAAUGUACCCCAAGUUUUUAGCCAUCCUGCUGAACACCCCGAUAAUUCCUACCCAUUGGAAUAUCUGGAGGACAAUAUGAUAAAUAAAUUACAAAAGUUAUAUCAGCGUCUCGGGGUGUCAAAAGAGCAUCUAGAACUUGCAUGGGAGCAAUAUCGCGACCCAGAGUCCUGGGCUCAAUGUACCAAGGGAAGAGUUUUCUCCUUCACCGAGGGCAUGGAGAUUGCCACAGAGAUUCUGAACUUCUGA
This is a messenger RNA of Aspergillus tanneri, 780 nucleotides long. RefSeq lists its product as uncharacterized. The record is from RefSeq and is a predicted model, not a curated record. The coding region runs from base 1 to 780 and encodes 259 amino acids. Lineage: Eukaryota; Fungi; Ascomycota; Eurotiomycetes; Eurotiales; Aspergillaceae. The transcript has a single exon.